AUGCAGGAAAAACAUCGGCAAAAGAGAUUUCUUAAUCUCGUCGCCUCGGAGAACUUCACCUCAGAAGCGGUCCUUGAAGCGCUGGGUAGUGUAAUGCAAGGCGGCAACUCGGAAGGCUAUCCUGGAGCACGAUAUUAUAGCGGAAACGAAUUUGUUGAUCAAGGGGAACGACUGUGUCAGAAACGAGCGCUUGAAGUCUUUGGUCUCAAGGAAGAAGACUGGGGCGUUAACGUUCAACCUUUGUCUGGGACUCCUGCAAAUCUGUAUGCCUACUCCGCGCUCCUCAACGUCCAUGAUCGCAUUAUGGGUCUGGACCUUCCUGAUGGCGGACAUCUCUCACACGGCUUUCAGAGCGCCAACAAGAAAGUAUCGGCAAGCUCUAAAUAUUUCGAGUCCUUACCUUAUCGGCUUGAACCAUCUACUGGACUGAUUGAUUAUGAAAACCUCCAGACUCUUGCUUCGCUCUACCGCCCCAAGAUGAUAAUUGCCGGCACCUCGGCCUAUUCACGGAAAAUUGAUUAUGCUCGCAUGCGAACUAUAGCUGAAUCCGUUGGGGCGUAUUUACUCUCAGAUAUGGCGCAUAUCUCUGGUCUGGUCGCGACAGGCGUAUUGCCGUCGCCAUUUCUGCACUCCGACAUCGUCACGACGACAACGCACAAGUCGUUACGCGGACCGCGUGGGGCGAUGAUUUUUUUCCGACGAGGCGUCCGCCGUCGCGAUAAACACGGCAAGGAAGAGCUCUACGCCCUAGAAGAAUUGAUAAACUCGUCCGUGUUCCCAGGUCAUCAAGGCGGCCCACACCAACAUACCAUCACGGCGCUCGCAGUCGCUUUACGCCAGGCGCAGACGCCUGAGUUUAAAGCAUACGCAGAGGCGGUCGUAGCUAACGCGCGAUUGCUCGCCAAAUGCCUGGGCACAUCUCAACAUGAGGGCGGCUAUGGAUACACCGUCGUCUCAGGCGGGACCGAUAACCACAUCGUGCUGCUGGAUCUACGCGACCGUGGCGUGGAUGGCGCUCGCGUGCAACGUGUCCUUGAACUCGUCAGUGUCGUCGCCAACAAAAACACCGCGAACGAUUAUAUUCGUGUCGCCCAUGUCAUUGAUCGCGCCAUCACCAUCACGCAACGUGUUGAUAUGAGGAUUCGCGAAGAGGCUGAGAGUCGCGGCUACAAGACUCCUGGAGGGAUCAAAACGUUCUUGAAGGUGUUGGGGGACGGCACAGACGUCCUGGAAAUUGGAGAAUUGCGGAAAGAGGUUGAAGACUGGGUUGAGACAUUUCCUGUGCCUUGGGAAAAUUGUCCUUAA
Molecule: messenger RNA, 1305 nt
Organism: Endocarpon pusillum Z07020
Lineage: Eukaryota; Fungi; Ascomycota; Eurotiomycetes; Verrucariales; Verrucariaceae
Product: serine hydroxymethyltransferase
Exons: 4
Coding region: 1-1305 (434 amino acids)
Biological process (GO): folic acid metabolic process; tetrahydrofolate interconversion; L-serine catabolic process
Cellular component (GO): cytoplasm
Molecular function (GO): glycine hydroxymethyltransferase activity; pyridoxal phosphate binding; cobalt ion binding
Source: RefSeq, a predicted model, not a curated record